AAAAACAAACAGUAUAAGGAAUAUAGGAAAGAGAAACAUUUCAGUGAUUCUAAUCAUAACACAAAAUACAAUUUUCAUUUUAGCACGUCCAUCACAGUUUCCCAAGUGCACCAGCAAAAAUGCCAGGGCACCCAUGUCGCACUGGUCCCAGCUGUAGAAGUGACUGUUAUUUCUGUCUGGACCACUUUAGUCUAUGAGGCCUCGGCAAGAAAGUAUGUAGCGCUCCUAUCCAGGCCUAGGGUCUGUAAUGAGGACCAUCAAGAGAUUGUAAUGGACCCUCUGUAGGUCCGGUAACAACCCGGACCCUCAGAGUUCCUCCUUCUUGCUCAUACAGACCAUAAAUGUUUUCUAAAAGGUCAGUGAGAUGAAACAGGAUUGGAAUUUUUAGGCAUUGCCGUGACAUGUUGACAUCAAUAUUAAUCAGGUCACAAGAUUUUGUUUGGAUAAUCCCAGGCCAUGCUGAUAAACUGGCCUACACCACGCCGUAGUGACCCACUAGCUGAUUUCCUUUGGGAGACAUCAUUAAUUCUCACGUCUGCCCAGGCAUAAAAAAAAAUUAUAAUCCCCAGCUUUAAACACCAUGAAUUAAGCCAAAUUAACUAGCACAAGGUUACAAGCUGCUUCCUUCGGUUACACGGGAGACACAGUAAUCUCCUUCGACAAGUUAAGUUAUUAUAUUGGACUGCGAAUAGUCAUCUUCUAAUCCCAACAUUGCAAGCUUUAACUCCUGGACGGCAUAGAUCUGGGUGCCCAUCUGUCACUCUCCCCCUCCACGGUUCUCUCUGUCCCAAUUUACUUGUCACUUUCAUGUGCAUGAAUUCCACCCACUUCCAGAAUAUAAUUGCCAUAGAGUCACCCAGCGGACCCCACCAGAUGCACAAGGCUUUUCACUAAUGAUGUUCACAUGCACGAUCUCCAUUUGUUCUUCAGAGCACCGACCACAACGCGUGUUAGAGCCUAGAGCUACGGAAUGUGGUAGAUACUCAAAGAAUGCAACGAUUAUAGUCUAGAGGCCAAUCACUAUGCCUUGUUUUAUGGAAGCUCUCUACUGGGGAGAAGAGUGACUGGCAGGAUGGGUAAUGUGGGCAAUCAUGGCCAAAGCCUUCACAUAGAGGUCAAUUCAAAAUGUGGAGUGUUUAUAGAGUUGAAGGUGACCACGAGGACCAUCAAAGCUCACAUUGUGGACGGUGAUAAAAACCGCGACGUAAACAAAGACGUAAGAGCUGGAUAAUAUAAGUCUGAUAUCUCUAGAAGCCUCCUCUGAUUAGCCUUCGAACCUUGAAGAGCCAGAUAAUAUGUCUGUUAUCUCUAGAAGCCUCUUCUGAUUGGCCUUAGAGCCUUGAAGAGCCGGAUAAUAUAAGUCUGAUAUCUCUAGAAGCCUCCUCUGGUUGGCCUUAGAACCUUGAAGAGCUGGAUAAUAUAAGUCUGAUAUCUCUAGAAGCCUCCUCUGGUUGGCCUCAGAACCUUGAAGAGCCGGAUAAUUUAAGUCUGAUAUCUCUAGAAGCCUCCUCUGGUUGGCCUUAGAACCUUAAAGAGCAGGAUAAUAUAAGUCUGAUAUCUCUAGAAGCCUCCUCUGGUUGGCCUUAGAACCUUAAAGAGCCGGAUAAUAUAAGUCUGAUAUCUCUAGAAGCCUCCUCUGGUUGGCCUUAGAACCUUGAAGAGCCGGAUAAUAUAAGUCUGAUAUCUCUAGAAGCCUCCUCUGGUUGGCCUUAUAACCUUGAAGAGCCGGAUAAUAUAAGUCUGAUAUCUCUAGAAGCCUCCUCUGGUUGGCCUCAGAACCUUGAAGAGCUGGAUAAUAUAAGUCUGCUAUCUCUAGAAGCCUCCUCUGGUUGGCCUUAGAACCCCGAAGAGCCGGAUGAAAAUCAAGACAAGGACAUCCCACCGGUAUAAGAAGACAUUAAAUGAAUGGACUAGCCCAUACAUUUAAGAGCAGGCGGCUAAUAUUACUGGAGCCCAACUGCUGUUUCCAUAUCCCAAACUGAUUCACCAGAUGUCCCGGCAGAAGGGGGGGGCUCUUAAUUCAGCAGAUGUUUAGAGUCCGAGAGGAGGCAUGUGAUAUAAUCUGUCUUAUCCUCUUUCUGGUGAUCUCUAAAACCAAUCCACUCCCAUAGCUCCUGUGGCGUCCAUCAUCUACGCUCCUCUCUUGUCCAUGUCAACAUCUACCUCUAUCAUAGCCUUUUUUUAAUCAACUGAUCUUAUUGUUUAGAGUACGCGGUCCGUACCCUUGUCCUUCGUUGUGUCUUCUUCAACGUUCUUCCUCAUCCUUCGGAAAAAAAGGCUGACCCUUGAGAGACCUUCAUCACCCAACGCUGCUCUACCCUUGUAGCUCCAUUGCUCACCGAACUGUCUGCAUUCUGUUUUCUGUCUUUUGAUUCUUGUUGGGCGAUCCCGUGUAGGGAAGAAGGGUUCAAGUUCCGGGAAAAAGGCGGUAGGAGCGGUGUCGAGGUUUCGCCGGAAGCUUGCUGUAACAGACCCCGAGUUGGCAUUACCGGUCCUGACCCUUGGCACUGGCAUGCAGGGAUUUGGCCCAGCUUGUAUCUUCCUACGUAAGGGCAUUGCGGAGAAGCAGGGGUAUCGGGAGUUGGGAACAGACGAGAUUGAAGAGCUCCGUGAUGCCUUUGUAGAGUUUGACAAGGACAAAGAUGGCUUCAUCACCUGCAAGGACCUCGGCAACCUGAUGAGGAUUAUGGGAUACAUGCCGACGGAGAUGGAGCUCAUCGAGUUAUCGCAGCAAAUCAACAUGAACCUUGGUGGUCGGGUGGACUUCCAAGACUUUGUGGAUCUGAUGACUCCAAAGCUGCUGGAGGAGACGGCGGGGAUGAUCGGGGUGAAGGAACUCCGAGACGCCUUCAAAGAGUUUGAUGCGAAUGGAGAUGGGGAGAUCACCUUGGAGGAGCUCCAGCAAGCCAUGCAAAGGCUUCUAGGAGAGAAGCUGACCAAUAAUGAAAUUGCUGACGUAGUGAGAGAAGCCGAUCUGAACGGCGACGGGACGGUGGACUUUGAAGAGUUUGUCCGGAUGAUGUCACGCUGACCUUUCACCUUUCUCUGCCUGAUAUGAAUGCCGCGUGUGACCGACGUUGCCGACCGUCCUCGAGAAGAAGGUGGACGUUGCGCAGAAUGUCUGAACUCAACUCAUCUCAUAAUCUAGGCCACAAUAAGAACCCAUCUACAUGUGUUAUGUAUGAUAUUCAUCCCCCCGUCUAUGACAUCCAUUCAUAGAUAUCCAAGAGCUUUUGUGUAUCAAUAAAGUUGAUUUUUGUAGA
Molecule: messenger RNA, 3263 nt
Organism: Rana temporaria (common frog)
Lineage: Eukaryota; Metazoa; Chordata; Amphibia; Anura; Ranidae
Product: calcium-binding protein 5-like
Exons: 8
Coding region: 2513-3031 (172 amino acids)
Molecular function (GO): calcium ion binding
Source: RefSeq, a predicted model, not a curated record